Messenger RNA from Solanum tuberosum (potato), 1062 nucleotides. RefSeq names its product Erwinia induced protein 1 (gene EI1). The record is from RefSeq and is marked provisional. Lineage: Eukaryota; Viridiplantae; Streptophyta; Magnoliopsida; Solanales; Solanaceae.
AUGGUUUCUUUUUCGAGUCUGACUAUUAUCUUAUGCCUUGUUUGGCUUUCAUCUCCGGCUGAAGCUUCCUUCAGUUGCACCUCCGCCGGAACUUGUGACGCCAUUAUUGACUAUACCUUACCCAACGCCACUACCUUUAAUGCCGUCAAGAAACUCUUCAACGUAAAGAACCUCCGUUCCCUUCUAGGCGUCAACAAUUUCCCUGUCAAUACCCCUGCUGAUCAGAAAUUACCCGCCAAUCAAACCAUCAAAAUCCCCUUUCCUUGUCUCUGUAGAAACGGUACCGGAAUAGCCAACAAACGCCCCAUUUACACCGUCGUCGCCGGCGACUUCCUAUCCCACAUAGUUACCGACAUCUUCGCCGGUUUAUUCACUGUUCAGGAACUUCAGACGGUUAACAAUAUUUCUAACCCGAAUUUGAUACAACCCGGGGAUAAAUUAUGGAUCCCACUUCCUUGCAGCUGCGACGACAUUGAUGGUGAAAAGGUUGUUCAUUAUGGUCGAUUGGUGAGCAGUGGCAACAGCAUUGAGGGUAUUGCUCAGCAGUACAAUGUCUCUCAGGAAACCCUUUUGAGGUUGAAUGGUUUAGCAAGUCCUAAACAACUUUUAGCUGGCGCUGUUCUUGACGUUCCCCUUAAAGCUUGCCAAUCAACGGUGAGCAAUGCCUCACUGGACUAUCCUUUGCUAGUGCCAAAUGACACAUAUGUCUUCACUGCUGCCAAUUGUGUAACGUGCAAGUGUGAUGCUGCGAGCAACUGGACGUUGCAAUGCCAACCAUCCCAGAUAAAGUCAUCUCUUUGGAAGACAUGCCCGUCAAUGCAGUGCCAAGGUUUAGAUAACUUGUACAUUGGGAAUGUGACCACGUCUUCAGAGUGUAAUUCCACAUCUUGCGCUUAUGCUGGUUACAGCAACCAGACCAUUUUUACCACAAGCACUCAGUUAACUUGCCCUGCCUCUGACAAUAGCGCUUUCGGAAUGAGGCCAGGGACAUGGAGAUGGAGAUGGAAUGUCAUCCUGGUUGCUGCUAUCUCUAUGUGUUUCAUAAGUACUCCAUGGUUAUAG